AUGGCCCAGAUGAAACAUCACUCAAACCUGGGCCAGGAAGAGAAGACAUGGACUAUGGAGCACGGGCUCAAGAGACUCUUUAGUAAUUGCGAACAGGCCCUAACAUCAGCUUUGGGAAUUUCACGAUGGACUUUAUAUGGAUGGAGUUCAGAAUCUAGGAAAUUAUACAGGGUGAGGCAUUGUUGUCAAAAUCGUGAUGUGGAUCGUAAAAUCGGGCAAGAGACUAGGUGGAAGGGGCAAAAAGCAAAGGCUAUAAAGGGAUAUAAGCUGUGGUAUGCAGGACUGGACGACAGACAUAACGGGGUUGGCAUCCUAAUAUCUAACGAUAUUCUAAAGCAAUUGGUUGAAGUAAAGUGCGAGUUCUGGAAUAACUUAGGAGAGCUCAUGAGAACUAUUUCGGAAGUUGAGAAAGUUUUCUUCGAAGGGGACUUUAAUGGACAAAUAGACAGAGAUGCAGGCAACUACAACUCGGUAAAUGAAGCAAAAGAAUUGGUUAUAGCAAACUCCAUAUUUAGGAAGAAAGAGGAGCAUUUGAUCACAUAUAAGAGCGGCACGCAAGCAACCCAAGUUGAUUAUUUCUUAGUGCGUAAGGGAAAUCGACCCUCACGCUUGGAUUGUAAGGUGGUGUUGGCUACAGAGAUGUCCACCCAACACAGGCUUUUAGUACUGGUAUUCAGGAUGAGGAAGAAAAUCAUAGAGAAGAAGGUCGAGUCCGGGGGAAAGAUCAUGCAGGGGAGACUCAAAGGAGAUAUGGUCACAGCCCUGUCAAGCAAGAUAAGUUUAUUUGGGAGACGAUACUGUAGUGCAUGCUAUUCGCUGAUGACAUAA
Messenger RNA from Amaranthus tricolor (Joseph's coat), 828 nucleotides. RefSeq lists its product as uncharacterized. Gene Ontology annotation, cellular component: nucleus. The record is from RefSeq and is a predicted model, not a curated record. The transcript has 6 exons. Bases 1 to 828 code for a protein of 275 amino acids. NCBI's taxonomy places the organism in Eukaryota, Viridiplantae, Streptophyta, Magnoliopsida, Caryophyllales, Amaranthaceae. Gene Ontology annotation, biological process: chromatin remodeling.